This is a messenger RNA of Beta vulgaris subsp. vulgaris (sugar beet), 1350 nucleotides long. RefSeq names its product hypersensitive-induced reaction 1 protein. Bases 222 to 1079 code for a protein of 285 amino acids. NCBI's taxonomy places the organism in Eukaryota, Viridiplantae, Streptophyta, Magnoliopsida, Caryophyllales, Amaranthaceae. The transcript has 6 exons. The record is from RefSeq and is a predicted model, not a curated record.
AAACUCAAUAGUCAAUAUAAAAGGGGCAAACAAAACUGAAAAAGAAAGAAACUUGUUCAAAUUGGCCACCACUGAUAUAAAAAGGAAAACCAGUCUGCCAAUUAAUUUUUGCCUUUGCUAGGUCAUUACUCAUUCUUAACGAACAACUAUCCUCUGUUUUGUCUUCAGCACCAGCAUCGUCAACACGUUCAUCCAUCUUUCUCUCUCUAACUAUCACAACAAUGGGGAACUUGUUUUGCUGUAUCCAAGUUGACCAAUCCACAGUUGCUAUCAAGGGAAACUUUGGUAAAUAUGAUGAUGUGCUUGGACCAGGAUGCCAUUGUGUCCCUUGGUUCAUCGGUCAUCAGAUAGCAGGCAAGCUUAGCCUUCGUGUACAACAGUUAGAUGUGCGCUGUGAGACCAAGACCAAGGAUAAUGUCUUUGUCAAUGUUAUUGCGUCCAUUCAGUAUCGCGUCCUUGCUGAGAAUGCAAGUGAUGCAUUUUACAAGCUUAGUGAUACUCGCUCCCAAAUUCAAGCCUAUGUUUUUGAUGUGAUUAGAGCUAGUGUCCCAAGGCUACAUUUGGAUGAUGUAUUUGAGCAGAAGAAUGAUAUUGCCAAAGAAGUUGCUGAUGAACUCGAAAAAGUAAUGUGUCAUUAUGGCUUUGAAAUUGUUCAAACGCUCAUUGUUGAUAUUGAACCAGAUGAACGUGUCAAGCAGGCUAUGAAUGAGAUCAAUGCAGCUGCAAGAUUGAGGGUGGCUGCAAAUGACAAAGCAGAGGCUGAGAAGAUCUUACUGAUCAAAAAAGCCGAAGGAGAGGCAGAGUCCAAUUAUCUCGCAGGGCUGGGUAUCGCCAGGCAGCGACAGGCAAUUGUUGACGGUCUUAGAGAUAGCGUGUUGGGCUUCUCGGUCAACGUUCCUGGUACAAGUGCUAAAGAUGUUAUGGACAUGAUCCUUGUUACACAGUACUUUGACACUAUGAAGGAAAUUGGUUCAGCUUCCAAGACAUCAGCUGUCUUUAUCCCACACGGACCUGGUGCUGUGCGUGAUGUUGCAACGCAGAUCAGAGAUGGACUGCUUCAAGCAUCAUCAUCAUCUUAAGCUUAACUCCCAUCAUAAAUUUAAUAUACCACCUUGUGCAGAUAUGGUUUUGUGGCUUGAGAAUUCCAGGAUUUUUAUCAUGUAGUACAAUGUUGCUUGUAUAGAAAAUAAAUAAGAUAGCAGCAGAUCAGCUUUUGUGGAAAAGCAAGUAUCAUUAUUCAUUGUGGUUAUAUAUUGUCAGUAUAUAUAUUUGUUGUGUUCUCAAUUUCUCGCCUAUUGGCAAAUGUAUGAAAUAGUAUCAUGUUUUACUAAUAAAGUUUUUGGCUUUCAA